This is a messenger RNA of Octopus bimaculoides (California two-spot octopus), 4044 nucleotides long. RefSeq names its product E3 ubiquitin-protein ligase MIB1. Gene Ontology annotation, molecular function: ubiquitin-protein transferase activity; zinc ion binding; protein binding. Gene Ontology annotation, biological process: Notch signaling pathway; endocytosis; protein ubiquitination. NCBI's taxonomy places the organism in Eukaryota, Metazoa, Mollusca, Cephalopoda, Octopoda, Octopodidae. Gene Ontology annotation, cellular component: cytoplasm. The record is from RefSeq and is a predicted model, not a curated record.
CUGUCUGAAAACGAGAUUUAAUCCACCAUUUUACAGCCAGCCAGCCGAUACCACCAACAGCUAUAUUUCAACUCUUUUCACUCAUUUACAUUGGCUUUACAGUUGUUUUCAUUAAAGGAACUCACUGAAAUUUUUUUUCAAGAGCUUUUAUUUUUAUUUUUCACAUUUCUAAAAGAUGUGGCUGGGUUAACGAAUAUAUGGAACCUUCAGGAAGCGGCGGGUCCAACCGCGUACUGCGGCCCUCCAGCCAUAUGAUGGAAGGUGUAGGAGCACGGGUUGUCCGUGGACCCGACUGGAAAUGGGGCAAGCAGGACGGCGGUGAAGGCCAUCUGGGAACUGUCAGGAACUUUGAGUCGCCUGAGGAAGUUGUCGUUGUCUGGGAUAACGGAACGGCGGCCAAUUACCGAUGCUCAGGAUCUUAUGAUCUCCGGGUUCAAGACAGUGCUCCGACUGGAAUCAAACAUGACGGGACGAUGUGUGAUACCUGUAGACAGCAACCAAUUUUUGGCAUUCGAUGGAAGUGUGCGGAAUGUGCUAACUAUGACUUGUGUUCCCUCUGCUAUCAUGCAGAUAAACACAACAUGCGACACAGGUUUUAUCGCAUCACCACCCCAGGCAGUGAAAGAGUCAUGUUAGAACCACGAAGGAAAAGCAAGAAAGUUACAGCUCGAGGUAUUUUCCCCGGUGCAAGGGUAAUGCGUGGUGUUGAUUGGCAGUGGGAAGACCAAGAUGGUGGUAGCACUCGGCGAGGAAAAGUCACAGAGAUACAAGACUGGAGUGCUGCCAGCCCAAGAAGUGCUGCAUAUGUGUUAUGGGAUAAUGGUGCAAAGAAUCUUUACCGAGUUGGCUUUGAGGGUAUGGCUGAUUUAAAGGUGAUGAAUGAUGCUAAAGGUGGUUCCUUUUAUCGAGACCAUUUACCUCUUUUAGGUGUAACAGGCGAACCCUCUCUUGGCUCCCGGUCAGGAGUUGGUGGUCUUGCUAUCAAUGAUUUGGUCAAUGUUGAUCUAGAUCUGGAGAUAGUUCAGUCGCUACAGCAUGGUCACGGUGGAUGGACAGAUGGAAUGUUUGAGUGUCUGGGAACCACAGGAACUGUGAUUGGUAUUGAUGAAGACAGAGAUAUUGUUGUGUCAUAUCCCAGUGGUAAUCGGUGGACAUUUAAUCCAGCUGUUUUGACAAAGGUUACUCCAACAGCUAAUACUGCAUCUACAUCAACUGAAAAUACAUCAACAAACUCUCCAUUUGCUGUUGGAGACCUUGUACAAAUUUGUAGUGAUGUGGAACGCCUGAAGCAGCUACAACGUGGACAUGGUGAAUGGGCUGAAGCUAUGUUACCUACUCUUGGUAAAGUAGGAUGUGUUCAACAAAUUUACCACGAUAGUGACUUAAAAGUAGAAGUUUGUAGUACUUGUUGGACAUAUAACCCUUCGGCUGUUACAAAAGUUGCUUCAGCAGACGGUACUGCCGUACCACAUUCUUCUGGAGAACGUUUGAGCGCCCUGUUGAAAAAAUUGUUUGAAAGCCAUGUAUCUGGAGAUGUGAAUGAAGAAUUAGUGAAGGCUGCCGCGAAUGGUGAUGCUGCUAAAGUAGAAGAAAUUCUUCAACGACCUGAAGCUGAGGUGAAUGGAGUUUUUGCUGGUCAUACAGCAUUACAGGCAGCUUCUCAGAAUGGCCAUAUGGAAGUAAUCAAAACUUUAAUGAAGAACUCAUUGGAUCAUGAAAUAGAGGAUAAGGACGGAGAUCGAGCUGUACACCAUGCAGCUUUUGGAGACGAACCAGCUGUGAUUGAACUCCUGCAUAAAGGAGGUUGCGAUCUGAAUGCGCGCAACAAACGUCGGCAAACACCACUUCACAUUGGCGUCAAUAAAGGACACAUUGGUGUUGUCAAAUGUCUCCUAUCUCUAGGGUGUCACCCUAGUCUUCAGGACUCUGAGGGUGAUUCUCCAUUACAUGAUGCCAUCAGCAAGAAGAGAGAUGAUAUGAUUACUUUGCUCUUAGAGAAUGGAGCAGACAUAGCUAUCACUAACAAUAACGGCUUCAAUGCCCUCCACCAUGCUGCACUGAGAGGUAACCCAAGUGCGAUGCGCAUUCUUCUGUCCAAGCUUCCUCGGCCAUGGAUCGUUGAUGAGAAGAAAGAUGAUGGUUACACAGCAUUGCACUUGGCAGCACUUAAUAAUCAUGUGGAGGUGGCUGAGCUGCUUGUCGAUCAGGGCAAAGCGAACAUGGAUAUUCAGAACGUCAACCUACAAACUGCUUUACACCUGGCUGUCGAGAGACAACACACACAGAUUGUUCGUUUACUUGUUCGGGAAAAAUGUAACCUGAAUGUUCCGGAUAAAGAUGGUGAUACGCCACUCCAUGAGGCAUUACGCCAUCAUACACUUUCACAACUUCGACAACUUCAAGAUAUGCAAGAUGUUAGCAGGGCUGUGGAACCAUUUGGGGGGAUGACUUCCAUUGGCAACAACCCUGAGACUGAUGCCAACUCCCAGCAAAAUGCAGUUUGGAAAAGAACUACUCUUCUGAUGGGCUUAGGAACCCCAGGAGGCGACAAGAAAUCUAGUGCCUCUAUUGCUUGCUUUCUAGCUGCCAGUGGAGCAGAUCUAAAUAUUAAGAACAAAAAGGGGCAGUCCCCUCUUGAUCUCUGUCCAGACCCUAAUUUAUGCAAGGCUCUUACCAAGUGCCACAAGGAAAGGAACAGUCCUGCUGUCACCCCUCCAAAUGCUGCCACAAUUCGUAAUGACCAAGAAACUCUGGAAGAAUGCAUGGUUUGUUCUGACAUGAAGCGUGAUACCCUGUUUGGGCCGUGUGUCCACAUUGCAACUUGUUCUCUAUGUUCUCCUCGGGUUAAGAAAUGUCUCAUCUGCAAAGAGCCAGUGCAGUCUCGUACAAAGAUUGAAGAAUGUGUGGUUUGCUCUGACAAGAAAGCUUCCAUCCUUUUCAAACCUUGUGGUCAUAUGUGUGCUUGUGAUGGCUGUGCUGCCUUAAUGAAGAAAUGUGUCCAAUGUCGAACACAGAUUGAGAAAACAGUUCCUUUCAUUGUUUGUUGUGGUGGCAACCCUCCACCAGUUCCGCAACCAGUUGGCGUCAUGAACAAUGGGUCAAGAGACUUGUCUCGAGAUAUACAGAAACUUCAACAACAACUACAAGAUAUUAAAGAUCAGACUUGCUGUCCAGUGUGCAUGGAUCGACUAAAGAACAUGAUCUUCCUGUGUGGUCACGGAACCUGCCAGAUGUGUGGUGACCGUAUGGCCGAGUGUCCAAUAUGUCGCAAGGCUGUUGAGAAAAGAAUCCUUCUCUAUUGAUUUACUUCGAACUGACAUUCUCAUGUCAGGGCUCCCCUCUAGCAAAAGGAUGAGAAGGGAUUAAUGCAAAUGGAAAUUUUUGACAAAAGAAAAAAAACAAAAAAAAAAACAUGUAUCUAGGGGAGGUUUGGUUACAACUUGCUAUUCAAGAUGUUUUGCUGUAUAAUCUAUUAGAUUUAUAUCUUCCACCUUCUGACCCUUCAGACCUCUCCUGCUUCUAAAUGUUGUUCUUGCAACAGUCUGUCCAGCUUUGAUUUUCUUAUUUAAUCUUUCACCCUUUGAUCUUUGCAACAGUUGUCAUGGUGAUCUAGUCUGAUUCUCAUCUGUUUUACUGUUUCCUUGAGUGCAUCCCUCCCCCCUCUCUCUCUUUAGUGUUGAUACUGACCACCAGUCAGCUAAAACUGCCCUGUGUGUACCUCUUUAGUCUUGAAACUGUCCACACGUGUACUCCUAGUCUUGAAACUGUUCACACGUGUACCCUAGUCUUGAAACUGUCCACAUGUACUUUUAAACUCAGCACCUCUGCCAGAGGGGGGGGGGGGGAAAUAAAAACAACUUUUCAAAUAUCUGCUAUGACCCCUCCCCCCAAACUUUUAAGAAUCAGAUUGUGUUCUUCAGUUAUUACUUGAAAAACAUUCUGUCAAUUAUUGUCUGUAACCCCACCUCCUCUAAUUCCUUUCGGUAAAGCAUAAGCACUUGAACUUCCAUAUUUCUCUUAUAAAUAAGUUUGGCUUCAAUGGCA